UACAACAUCAACUGGUCCUAUGUAUUCUGUGAAUAUCUGGAACCGCGAUAUACGGUAGCUGGAGUGGAUACACGAUAUGUGCGCCAGUCGAAGAGCGAGCAAGUGCUGUUCAAAUCAACGUUCACAAACAGUACCGAACGUGCGCAAGAAUACUCGUUCAAAACACAUCGCUCGACGCGCAGUAUCGCCACCAUCUGCAUCGCUUUCGCUGUUUUUGAGCUGAAUCGGAUUUAUGUGGGAAAAUUUGGAAAGGAAAAGCAACAUUACAGAGAAAGGAGUAUGUCGUGGGAUGGACAUGCAGCUAAAGCUGAAAACUCCUUGUGA
This is a messenger RNA of Gongylonema pulchrum, 324 nucleotides long. Lineage: Eukaryota; Metazoa; Nematoda; Chromadorea; Rhabditida; Gongylonematidae. The record is from the annotation of a GenBank genome assembly.